Cuscuta epithymum is the source of this 1317-nucleotide messenger RNA. The record is from the annotation of a GenBank genome assembly. NCBI's taxonomy places the organism in Eukaryota, Viridiplantae, Streptophyta, Magnoliopsida, Solanales, Convolvulaceae.
UAGGUUUUCAAACCUAGGACAGAUUGAGGUGGCUAAGAAAUUGUUUGACAAAAUGGUUGCAUCUGGCCUCACACCCAGCAUCCAUGUAUAUGAUUCUUUACUCAAGGGAUUUAGUCUUAAAGGCGAACCAGAUGAAAUUAUUCAUAUGCUUCACCAAAUGGCUGCUAAAGGAAUUGUUUUAGACUCUAAAAUCACUUCAACUAUUUUAAGAUGUAUUUGUGACAUGUCUGAAGAUCUCGAUUUGGCAGAGCUUCUUCCAAAGUUUGCUGAGCAACAAUCAAAAGAAAUAUGUGUUCCAUGUGAUGCGUUACUGAUAAAGAUCCAAAAGAGUCUUCACAAGCGUCAGACAUGUUCAGCUUGAUUCUCAGACUUCAGUCACUUGUUCGCCAUAUGCUCUGCCGCAACAUUGGUGGCGAUGUUGAAAGCUAACCCUUGUGCUCAGGAAUCUGGUUCUAUUUGUCUGCUGUUUGAUUCAGGUUCUUCACUUCUCCUGCAAUUUUUCAAUUCCUGUCUUUGCAAGACUGAUGCUCUGCUCUCCUACAAAUCUACAAUUAUUCUGCUUCUUCUUUCACUUUUUUUAUUUUGUAUAGUAGUCUUGAUGCUGCAGUUUUGUGGGUACAGCCUACUAUUCUUUGCUCAUAUGUUUGGACAUUUUCAAUGUGGAUCAUUGGGUUAAUUUGGAUUAACAAAGAUGGCCUAGAUCAGAUCUUCAUUAAUUCUUCACCAUCUACAAGCAUAUAAACUGCAUCAACACACAACCAGGGGAACCUUAGACUUAUCCAAAGUCUGAGCUAUGUCAGCUUGUCCCAAUGCAAGCAUAAAACUGUGACAAGCCGAACAAGGCCUGACAUAAACUGAGUGAGAUACAACAACAACAUUACCCUAGUGCCGCAAAGGCUCCAGCCAACUGUGGGGUAGGGGGUCAGAUGUAUGCAGUCUUACCCCUGUACUAAAACAGAGAGAAUGUUUAUGGAUGACCCUUGAUGAAAAUCGCGUAGAAAAUUGCAUUGUUGAUUACUGCUUCAUAACAAACAAGCGUAGACAUUUAGUGAGUCAUUCUACUUUAUUCCAUCAUAAUCCCAAGCCAAAAAAAUAGCGAGUCUUUGACUCCAGUGGAAAUGAUGGAAAAACAUAAACUGGGUGAGAUGUAGUUAUUAAAAUCUUUGAUUAAAUCUUUGAACUUGUAUGUAUUUGACUAGUAUGGUCUCCUUUUUAGUAACCAGUAUGUGUACCCGUGCGUCGCACGGUAAUUUUGUUUGUGUGUGUGGUAAUUUUGACUGGAUCGGUUGAAUUGAAUCAAUAUGGUUAAUUGCGGAA